Zonotrichia leucophrys gambelii is the source of this 7219-nucleotide messenger RNA. It is a transcript of the gene PRDM10, whose product is annotated as PR/SET domain 10. Lineage: Eukaryota; Metazoa; Chordata; Aves; Passeriformes; Passerellidae. The coding region runs from base 590 to 4201 and encodes 1203 amino acids. Gene Ontology annotation, molecular function: protein binding. The record is from RefSeq and is a predicted model, not a curated record. The transcript is spliced from 23 exons. Gene Ontology annotation, biological process: positive regulation of transcription by RNA polymerase II. Gene Ontology annotation, cellular component: nucleus.
CGUUCAAUGGUUGGGGCCGCCUGGCCGCCGGGCGCUCUCACGAGGGUCCGAUGGCGCCGCUGCCCUUAGGCAGGGGCGGAUGGGGGGGCGCGGCGGCGGGAAGCCGGCGGUGUGAGGGAGGGAGGUCACUCACGCCUGCCGAUUGGCCACAUGCCUCGCGCCCCUGCCUCCUAUUGGCCUAGUUAGGGGAGGGGGCGACUCACCCCGUCUUCGGAUUGGCUGUUGGUGGCCGUGGCGACUCUAUCGGGGGUGUGGGUGCAGGACCCCCAGUGGACUCUGUGAGGGGCCGUGGUACGCUGCGUUCUGCCCGUUCCACCCUCAUGAGGGUCUCUUGCCCCAGCGGGCCUGUUGGGCAUCUGUGUGGCCCCAACAGGCCAAGGCUCCUGGCUGGGUGGCCCUGAGGCUUGGUGUUGAGGGAAGUUAGGCCCUUCCCCGCUGCCCUGAGGGAGUUCCAUUCACGAAGGCCCUGGUGCGAGUAGCAGCAGUUGAGCCAUGUUGCUGAAGAUCACCUUAUCUUCUGGAAGCAGAAACACAAUGAACAGAUGAAUCCCUUCAGCCAGAUAUUACUCCAGUAGGUCUCCUUCUCCUCAUGGAGCACACAGGCAGGGAGGAGAUGGACUUGAAAGAGGAAAGUCCUCAGGUGUGGACUGAGUCUGCAGGACAGGAACAGCACACUGCUCAGGUGCACUUUGUCCCCGAGGGGGGAGCGGUGGCCCAGAUCAUGUACAGUGACGAGCAGGAGCGCGGCCCUGCCCAGCAGGUGGUUUACACGGCUGACGGCACCUCCUACACCUCUGUGGACACCUCGGAGCACACCCUGGUUUACAUCCACCCCGUGGAAGCUACGCAGACUCUGUUUACAGAUCCGUCCCAAGUGGCUUACGUCCAACAGGAUGCUACCACCCAGCAGGUAACGGUGCUCUUGCCUGCUGCUGCUCAGAGCAUGAAUCCCACCAACCUGUCUGUGCUCGGCAGUGUUGCUGAUCCCCCCCAGCCAGUGGCUCUGGAGCAGGGGCCACAAGCAGAUAGAGCAUCAUUACCGGUGCAUAACCAAGUGUUACCUCCUAUGGAGGCUGUGGAUGGUUCUGAUUCUUUAGCACCUCUGCAGAAUCAAAUGGAAAGGAUAGAAACAAAAGAGGAAGAUGAUGAGGAUGAAGAUGAGGAUGAAGAUGGGGAAGACACUGACAUGGAUGAGUGGGAUCCAGAUCCACCUCGACCCUUUGAUCCCAAUGAUUUGUGGUGUGAAGAGUGUAAUAACGCACAUCCCUCAGUGUGUCCAAAACAUGGACCUUUGCAUCCCAUCCCAAACCGGCCUGUGCUGACCAGGGCGAGGGCCAGCCUUCCCCUGGUGCUCUAUAUAGACAGGUUUUUGGGAGGUGUGUUCUCCAAAAGGCGCAUCCCAAAGCGAACACAGUUUGGGCCUGUGGAAGGACCUCUGGUCAGACAGACUGAGCUCAAAGACUGCUAUAUCCAUUUGAAGGUUUCUCUUGAUAAGGGUGACAGAAAAGACAGAGACUUGCAAGAGGACUUGUGGUUUGAGCUGUCCAGUGAGGCUCUCUGUAACUGGAUGAUGUUUGUGCGUCCAGCUCAAAAUCACCUGGAGCAGAACCUAGUGGCCUAUCAGUAUGGCCACCACAUUUAUUACACCACCAUUAAAAAUGUGGAACCCAAGCAGGAACUCAAGGUGUGGUAUGCUGCCUCCUAUGCCGAGUUUGUGAACCAGAAGAUCCAUGACAUAACUGAGGAGGAAAGGAAGGUGCUCAGGGAGCAGGAAAAGAACUGGCCAUGUUACGAGUGCAAUCGGCGUUUCAUGAGCUCGGAGCAGCUCCAGCAGCACCUCAACUCCCAUGACGAGAAGCUGGACUUCUUCAGCAGAACCAGAGGCCGAGGUCGUGGGCGAGGGAAGAGGAGAUUCGGACCAGGCAGACGCCCUGGGCGCCCUCCCAAAUUUAUGCGCAUAGAAGUAACCAGUGAAAAUGGUGAAAAAUGUGAAGAAGGAACACAGGACUUGCUGCAUUUUUCCAGCAAGGGGCAGUUUGAUGAGGCCGGACAAGCCCCACUGAAUGGGCUGGAGCAGCAGGAACAGACUCCGGUGCCAACAGAGCCACAGGGAGCGCUGGAGCAGCAGGAAAACCACGUGCUCCAUGUACAGCCACAGCACGAGGCGAACACGGUGUCCACACAGAGCUCCGUGACAGCAGAUGACAUGAGGCGAGCAAAGCGCAUCAGGAAUGCAGCUCUGCAGCACCUGUUCAUCCGGAAAUCCUUCCGCCCAUUCAAAUGCCUGCAGUGUGGGAAGGCCUUCCGGGAGAAGGACAAGCUGGACCAGCACUUGCGGUUCCAUGGGCGGGAAGGGAACUGCCCUUUGACCUGUGACAUCUGCAACAAGGGCUUCAUCAACAGCGGUGCCCUCGAGAGCCACAUGAAGUUCCAUAUGGACCAGAAAACGUACUCCUGCAUUUUCUGCCCCGAGUCCUUUGACCGCUUGGAUCUCCUUAAGGAUCACGUGGCCGUCCAUGUCAAUGAUGGCUAUUUCACCUGCCCCACCUGCAAGAAACGCUUCCCAGAUUUUAUCCAGGUCAAGAAACAUGUGCGCAGUUUCCAUUCUGAGAAGAUUUACCAGUGUACAGAGUGUGACAAGGCUUUCUGCCGCCCCGACAAGCUGCGACUCCACAUGCUGCGGCACUCGGACCGCAAAGACUUCCUGUGCUCCACCUGUGGCAAGCAGUUUAAGAGGAAGGACAAGCUGCGAGAGCACAUGCAGAGGAUGCACAACCCAGAGAGGGAGGCCAAGAAGGCUGAUCGGAUCAGCCGCUCCAAAACCUUCAAGCCCCGGAUCGCGUCCACUGACUAUGAGAGCUUCAUGUUCAAGUGCCGCCUCUGCAUGAUGGGUUUCCGCCGCAGGGGCAUGUUGGUGAAUCAUUUAUCAAAGAGACAUCCAGACAUGAAAAUAGAAGAGGUGCCAGAGCUCACGUUACCCAUCAUAAAACCCAACAGAGAUUACUUCUGUCAAUACUGCGAUAAGGUGUACAAGAGUGCCAGCAAACGCAAAGCACACAUCCUGAAAAACCAUCCUGGUGCUGAGCUACCUCCAAGCAUCCGGAAACUGCGUCCUGCAGGACCGGGAGAGCCAGAUCCUAUGCUAAGCACCCACACACAGCUGACAGGCACCAUUGCCACCCCUCCAGUGUGCUGCCCUCACUGUUCCAAGCAAUACAGCAGUAAGACAAAGAUGGUGCAGCACAUCCGCAAGAAGCACCCAGAGUUUGCUCAGCUCCCAAACACGAUCCAUGCACCGCUGGCGACGGCCGUCAUCAGUUCCACACCAGCUGUUCUCACCACGGACAGCACGACUGGAGAAACUGUUGUGACAACAGAUUUACUGACCCAAGCAAUGACAGAGAUAUCGCAGACCCUCACUACAGAUUACCGGACUCCCCAGGGAGAUUACCAGCGCAUCCAGUACAUCCCUGUGUCUCAAUCCACAACGGGCUUGCAGCAGCCUCAGCACAUACAGCUGCAGGUUGUUCAAGUGGCCCAGGCUACCUCACCUCACCAGUCCCAGCACUCCACAGUGGAUGUUGGGCAGCUCCAUGACCCCCAGACAUACACUCAACAUGCCAUCCAGGUGCAGCACAUCCAGGUCACAGAGCCAUCACCAGCAACUCAGUCAUCAUCACAGGCUGGGGGUCAGCCUUUGAGUCCCUCCUCGCAACAACCUCAGCAGGAGCUCAGCCCCUCACAGAUACAGACAACUACAUCGACACCAAACCAAGCCCUCCAGCAGCAGCAAGGCUCCUCAGUCCAGCACACAUAUCUCCCCAGCAACUGGAACUCAUUCCGGAGCUACUCAUCAGAGAUUCAGAUGAUGACCAUCCCCCAAGGGCAGUAUGUGAUCACAGAGACUGCUGUGGGUACCCCAGUCACCACUGUCAACACAGGGCAAGUAAAAGCAGUUACUCAGACUCACUACGUGAUAUCUGAAGGUCAGCCUGAUCUGGAUGGUAAACAAAACUCUUCACUCUCCAGUGAGGUUCAGGUGGGCAUUUCCCAGCCCACAGCCCACACGGAUCCCUUGGAAUCCCAGACGAGCAACCAGCAGCAAACCACCCAGUACAUCAUCACAACCACCACCAACGAGAGUGGCGGGAGUGAAGUGCACAUCUCCAAAACCAGGACUUUCUCAGCAGAGCAUGAGUGAAAGAGCCUCAUGGUGCCAUUUGCUUGUCCUUGUCACCUCCCUGACAGCCCAGAUGUGGGGGUACCCUGGGGCUCUGUAUGUUUUAAUAUAUAUGCUCACUUACCUUCUACUAAAAUCUUGGAGCUCUUGUUAAUGCUUUAAGAGGGUUUAAUUCACAGUGACCAUGAAAUACCCUCAGAAUCCUUCUGGGAUGCUUUUUAUGCAGCUUUUAAGAAAAAGGACAAGAGAAGUGAAACCUCUGCUGGCCCUGGACUUUAUUUUUGGCAUGUCUGCUGACCCGUUUUUUUCCUUUUUGGAAGUGUGUCCAGCAAACAAUAUUAUUUCAGCUGUAUGGCAGAAAGCCUGCCUAACUGAAGGCUUCCUGGCAGAUUGUUGUAUGUAUAUUUUUAACAGGAGCCAUUAAAGAGGACAGCAUCAUGUAAGUUGUUAGAAUAUGGCAGAACUGCUUCCUGUGGCUUCUAGCAGCCAAGGUGAAGGGGAGUGUCCCUGGGCCAUAUGAGCAGACUGCCUGCAGAAAGGAGCAGCAGCAGCCAAGCAGUGGUUUGUGGUGUCCCUUUAUGGGGAUGGAUUGAACAAUGAAGCUGUGAAGAUGUGCCGAAGCAGUCCAUUAAAUUAUUAUUCCAGCCCUCCAGAACUGUUUACGUGCUGUCUGCCCUGCCCUGUUUUACCCAGCAGUUUCAGAAAGCAAGAAAAGCACAGUCUUAAACCCAUGUUGUUUGGAACAAACUGACUGAAGUCCUAGGAGCACCUAAGGGUAGUACAGAGCCACUGUUACUUCUUUUCCCUCCAGUGUUUGCAGGGAAAAUUGCUUUUUUGCCUAUAAACAAAAAAACAAAACAAAAAAAAAAGCAAGCAGCUCAGCUAAACCUGCACAGUAGCUUCUGCUGUGAUCUAAGAUAGUUGUACAAGGAGAAAACGAGGAUACGAGCACUCCUCUGAAGGGACAGGGUCACUAUCUCUGUGGCCACCUCAAAGUAAACAUAUUUCUCCUCUUCAAGACUGGAUGGAGAGUUGGUUUCUUUUUUUUUUUUCCAAAUAACCUUGUUAACAAUGUACUGUAAUUCCUUUCGACAGUUCCAGAAAAAAACCAACCAUGGACUCGGGAAACAUACAAGAAACAUGCUAGUGGACCACUAUUUAUGGAACAUGGAAAGCCAUCCAUGAGGGUUGCCAGAUGUGAUGAACCUGGUCUACAUACAGAAUUCACGUUGCAUUUAGGGACCAGGAGAAAGGGAAAGAGAAGGUUUAUCUUUUAAGGCCAUGUAAUAGGUUUUUCCUUACAUAGUUCUUCACAGGUUGUCUUGGUUGUUUAAGGCAUUCUGGUGGUUGCAAAAACAUGACUACAACUCCAUUGACUCCUGGUGGGAUAUACUGUGUAUGUCUGAAUUUCCAUUCUUUGCUGGAAAACUCAUCUGUGCAUAUCAGGAUACAUUUAUUUAUAAAACAGACACAAAGAAGGAUGCUGUGUCUUAGAUGUCCUUGAGACAGAAGAACUUGAGAAGUUUUUUUUGAUUUGUUUUCUCUUGUACUGCACUGAGUGUGAUUAUGGGACUCUUCCAUAGAUAUUCCCAUGGAUUCAGAUGUGGAUUACCCACGUCAGUAAGCACUACACAUUGUGGUAUCAGGUUUUAUGGAGUUAAAGCUCUUUGGCAUGAGGGAACUCCACACUCAGGCUGCACAAGAGCAAAUCUGGUUCCUUGUGGGCAAAGCCUUUUAGCAGGCAUGGCUUUGGUAAUUAAUGUGUCUGUUAAUGUGGCAUGGAAAUAGUAUUGAGAUAAAUCAGCUGGCCAGUACUGGCCAGCCAAUAAGUGACUUGCCAAAAUGUGGGUUACUUUUUUUCCUAAGAUUUCUCUUCUCUUGCUGUACCACCAUACUGAGGCACUGAUGAGCAGGGUAGAAUUGACAUGAAGCAGAGCUCCCAUUUGGUCAAGUGCAGUGAGUGAGUGACCUUACGUUCUGUCUAUUUGGCAGCCCAGCCACUGUGGCAAUGUGGAGAAACAACCACAAUGCCCAGUAACUUGAAUUCAUGUUGCUGAGGACUUUGGAAUUACAAUGUUGAGUCUUGCAAUGUUGUUUAUGUGGGAAGAGAGUAGGGAGAAUUUUGUCAUAGCUUUUUUCAGGCUGCUGCUAAUUUAGUAACAAGUAGUAGGAAAAUAGCAGACUUGGAAAUGGAAGACUGGGAUACUGGAGGACUGUGGGAGCAGUUUUAAGAAUCUUAAAAGUUUGACAUUAGACAAACAUCAGAUAUGUUCACAUUAUUGAUCUUGCACAUGGGGGGUUUAAAAACUACUUUGCUCUAUUCACCUUUGUUGGAACAGUCCAUGAAUGAGGACAGUUUUACCAGUUAUUUAAAAGUGAAAGCUAUUUAAAACAGAAAACCAUUUUAAAACAGCCUUUUUGAACUCAAAUAUUUCCUCAUCAAAGUUUCUCUGCCCUGCAGCAGCAGCAGCACCCUCGGGCUAUUGGCCUGACUCCAGGUGAAGUAAUUCCUAGUGUCAUGAGUUGAAUGAAUUGCCUGUGAAAGAAGCAAGUCUGGAAAUGGAAGUACCACAGAAUUUCUUUCCAAAAUAAGGAACUACAGUGAUUGCACAGAUGGCAAAGGUUGCACGGAUUUUUUUUCUCCAUUUCUGCAGUGCAGAAGGAAUGGGAUGUAUUAUUAUUGUUUGUAAACCAGAGCAACCCAAAGAUCUCUCUAAGUUGUAUCCCACAGAAGUGUAAAUCCAGAGUCCUCUCAGUUGCCUGGAAGGUCUGUGUUUUGUUUGGAGAUACUGUCCCUUGGAGGCAUUCUGGGUCAGAUUCUGUAUUUUUCUGGAGGAAAACGAGAACAAUCCCAGCCUGCGCACCCUGAUCUUGCACCUCUUGGACUGCUCGGGCCCCAUCUCUUAUUUAACUGUGUAUGUUUAUUGUACAUUUGGUGACUGUUGUUGUGUUCAGAGUCUUGUGCAGCCUGGCAGGUAUAAAAAAAAAACAAACCAAACCAACCUGAAAAUAAUAAAUGUUUCUCUUUUUUUUUUUAAA